UCAGCCUUCUGAGUAGCUGGGAUUACAGAUGGGAGCCACUGCAUCUGGCUCUGCCUUUUUGAUUAUAGCGAUCCUAGUGGGUAUGAAGUAGUAUCUCAUUGUGAGCGGUCUUGUUUUGAAGUUGCAUUGGUAUAGCAAACACAUUUUAUCACUGGCUCUGUCUUUUUGAUUAUAGCAAUGUUAGUGGAUAUGAAGUGUUAUCUCAUUGUGAGCAGUCUUGUUUUGAAGUUGCAUUUGCAUAGCAAACACAUUUUGUCACUUAUACUACUUGGAUUCAUUUGAGGUAACUGGUGAAGGUUAUGGGAGCUUAAAGAAACUCCUAUUCUCCCCUUUGGUUUUACUACUAAGUCCUGGCUGCCUUCUUUUUCAGAGGAAUGCCUGCGGGAGGUGGAUUAGGUCAAGGGUCCUGUAGUCCUUUAAGGAGAGUCCUUGCCACCCUCCCGUUAUUUCCCUAGUUUCCCUUUUCCUCACCCUUGUGUCAGUCCAGAGAUGAGGGUGGGUUGCAGGGUGAAAAGACUGAUCAAUCUUUUUAGCUUUAUGCUCCCUACUGUAGGUCAAAGAGUGGCUUUGAAAUGGCCCGAUCAGCUCACCAGGCAUCUUAGUCCAUAUGGGCUAAUAUAACAAAAUACCACAAACGGGAUGGCUUAUCAACAACAGAAAUGUGUUGCUUAUAGUUCUGGAGGCUGGGAAGUCCAAGACCAAGACACUGGCAGAUUCUGUGUUUGAUAAUGACAGUUUCCUGGUUCAUAGAUGGUGUCUUCUCACUGUGUCCUCAAAUGGUGGCAGUGAGGAAGGGAGCUCUCUUCUGCCUCUUUUAUAAGGGCACUAAUCCCAUUCAUGAGGGUUUCACACUCAUGACCUAAUCACCCCCCAUAGAUCCCACCUCCCACUACCAUCACCUGGGGGUGAAGAUUUCAACAUCGAAAUUUGUGGGGGAUGCAUACACUCAGACCAUAGCACAAGUUGGGGACAAAAGCUCUGAGUGUCAGCAGGGUUGCACUGGCUUGGAAAUGCUGUCUGUGUCCAGAUCAGGCAUUACAAACUGUAUGACCUAGGGCUCAUGUUGCAUUAACAAUGUUGUGUGUGGUCCACAAUGUUUCAAAAUUGGAAAACUUGACAUAAAAAUCCACUCUUCUGGCUUUUGUUUAAAAAUUUGCCGGCCCAACCAUGCUGUUUCCACCUUUCUGCGUUGCUGCAGUUGGCUGGGGCUGAGCCCUGGCUGCCCCCUGAAGACUGGUGUGAGCUUUCCAAAUCUCCACAGUUCCCACCAUACACUGUUGCAUCACAAUGGGCCAUCUCCACACAUUUGUCACCUGUCUCAUACUUGAGAAUAUUUAUUAGUGCCCAAUUCCUUCAGGGACCUAACACGGUGAACUUAGGCCAUAAUAGGUAGCAGGGCUAAAUACAGACACUUGGGAUCCUGGUUUUCCAGCCAUCUGCAUACCGUCUCCUGAUGAGUGAGUGCAAGCAAGUUUCAGGGGUAAUGUGGGCAUCUAAUUUGUGAUUUAUGGUUCUUAAUCACUUUUAUGGGCCAGCCCCUGUUCCUAAGAGUUUUGCGUAUAUUAAUUCAUUUAAUCCUCAUAGGAACCCAGUCAUCCUAGUUUACAGAUGGGAAAACUAACCCCCAGAGAAAACACUUACUCACAGUCCAUGGGUAAUAGUUGCAGAGCCAGAAUUUGAAGUCAGGAGCAAAUGAGGUCAUUUUGCAAGGUUGCUCAUGACCUAGUGUCUUGUUCAUUAUGGGGAUUCAGUGGGUGCAAGCUUUAUAAUAUUCAUCUAAUCUUGCCAGCUGCUGCUAACGUGCUGCAUGGCUGGGGAUUAGUCCCGGCCAGAUGUCCCAUAACAAAAGUUAGGAGUUGAAGAGUUGAAGUAGAUGACAUUUGUGUUUGGAGAAAUGAUAUGUCUCAUUCUUUUCAGCUCUAACUUGGGGUAAGUUUCUGAAAGCAAGUAAGAGAAGAGGAGAGGGACAUUUGUGAUCUCUCAUGUAUAGAAGACUAGCAAAUAGGCAGGUGGUCACACCUGAAGGCAUGUCCCCUGACCCCUAUUACAUCAUGCCAUGGGCUGAAUGUCCAAAAUGCCUCUCCCAGCUCUGAUUGACCUGGCUACUCUGAUGAGUGAAGUCCACCAGGGAAGACAUCGUGCCCUCAUUUCUCAUCCUCCUGUCCCCAGGAGUAACACAGAAGCAGUUAGUAACACAACAGCAUUGUCCUCACACACACAGGCCUGCUUUGUUUCCCCACCACACAGAGCAGCGGCUGUAACAAUGGCCCCGAAUGACACUUUGCCCUCCUUUCUCCGAUGUUGCACUUGUUUUUUUAGUCUGGAAUUGGCUAAACAAUGAUUUCCUGCAGUGGGUAUCAGCUUUUCAUAUUUUCUGCCUGCUUCUCUGUCAGUCUUCAGGCCCCAGGUGAGUGAGUGGCGAGCGGGCCCAGAGAGCUCUGGGCCCAUUGGAACAUUCCCUUUUCGGGAGGCUGGAAGGCCAUGGUUCUUCACCUCUCCCCAGCAAGGUGGAACCUGCCCUGGAAGAAGAAACUGGAUCAGGUGUUGGCUACGUUUGUGGUUUUAAGAAAGCCUGAGCACCUGAAGGCAGCCCUUGGAAAAGCCCUUUCCGAGGGCAUUCAGAACCUCCUGCUCCUAGAGGUGAAGCUGAACUGUCACCAGGACUUAUGACCCGUGGCUUCGCUCCCACUCUGCCCGGCGAGUUCCACAAGAUGGGCUCCUUCCGCAGGCCUAGACCGCGCUUCAUGAGCUCCCCUGUGCUCAGCGACCUUCCCCGAUUCCAAGCGACUCGGCAGGCUCUGCAGCUGAGCUCCAGCUCAGCCUGGAACAGCGUUCAGACUGCUGUGAUCAACGUUUUCAAAGGGGGCGGCUUGCAAAGCAACGAACUCUAUGCUCUGAACGAAAACAUCAGGCGGCUGUUGAAGAGUGAACUUGGAUCAUUCAUUACAGACUAUUUUCAGAACCAGCUUCUUGCAAAAGGACUGUUCUUUGUGGAGGAGAAGAUCAAGCUAUGUGAAGGUGAAAAUCGCAUUGAGGUUCUGGCUGAAGUCUGGGACCACUUCUUCACUGAGACUCUCCCUACCCUGCAGGCAAUAUUUUAUCCAGUUCAGGGCCAGGAGCUGACUAUCCGCCAAAUCUCCCUGCUGGGCUUCCGAGACCUGGUCCUGCUGAAGGUGAAGCUAGGUGACCUGCUGCUGCUGGCCCAGUCCAAGUUGCCCUCGUCCAUUGUCCAGAUGUUGCUCAUCCUGCAGAGUGUUCACGAGCCCACAGGCCCAAGUGAGAGUUAUUUGCAACUGGAAGAGCUGGUGAAGCAAGUGGUUUCUCCUUUCCUCGGCAUCAGCGGGGACCGUAGCUUCUCAGGCCCCACGUACACGCUGGCCAGGCGGCACUCCAGGGUCCGGCCCAAGGUGACUGUCCUGAACUAUGCUUCCCCGAUAACCGCAGUCAGCCGGCCACUGAAUGAGAUGGUCUUGACCCCACUGACGGAGCAGGAGGGGGAAGCCUACCUGGAGAAGUGUGGCAGCGUGCGGCGGCACACGGUGGCCAAUGCCCACUCGGACAUCCAGCUGCUGGCCAUGGCCACCAUGAUGCACUCAGGCCUGGGGGAGGAGGCUAGCAGUGAGGACAAGUGCCUUCUCCUGCCACCCAGCUUCCCCCCACCCCACCGGCAGUGCUCCAGCGAGCCCAACAUCACCGAUAGCCCUGACGGACUGGAGGAGGGGGCCGGGGGCAGCCAGGAGGGCUCAGAGCUGAACUGUGCUUCCCUCAGCUGAGUCGCCACCCCCAGGCCUUUCCACCUCCUGUUAUGCAACCAGGAUGAGGACACCUCCAUCUCCAUGGAUUACUGAGGGGCCUCUUGCUUUAUGCAAUGCUGCCUUAUUUCUUUUAGGGUACUGUCCUGGUCAAAAUGCCUUAAGGGGAAACCGUUGUUGUAAACCUCUUCAUUUUGGUGACUGUGACCAGUUCUUUGUAGCCACCAAUUGUAGUGACCAAUUGCCUAAUGGUCACUUUCUGACUCCAGCCUUGCCAGCCUGACUCAGAUCCUCAUCUCUGGGCCUUUCCUCCUCCGAUGUUGGACUGCCUAAUGUUCCCAAUGACAUAUCCAGUACUCCUGGCAUUUCUGGAGCAGGAGGUUGUCAGGACCACACGUACAACCACCAAGGAUGUGUUGGCCUUUGGAGUUCCCCUUUAGGUUCCUUGUGAUGCGGUGGGUUAUGAGUGAAAAAUUAGUGAAGAGGGAACUCCUCUCCCCCAUUUUGUGUAGAGUGAAAAUAGCCUGCAGCCCCUACUCAGCAGGGCUCUGGGAAUGUGCCUGCCUUAUUUUAGUUUCAGAAUUGCUGGGAAAGUUACCCCUCUGGUGGGUGAGGAUCUGUCCUCACCUACAUCCAUAUCCUAUGUGCUGCUUGCACAGAGGCCUUUGGCUUUUGACCCAGAGGGGCUGUGAGGCUGGAGCUGCCCUGUCUUUCAUUGAGCCUCAGCAUUUCCCUCUUUGGCUUCCUCUCAAGCUCAAGGAACUCACCCCCAGAUGCCUCUUGUCUCUCUCAUUUCAGAAACGGACUUUCUUAUCAUGCUUUCCUAUGGUGGGUGUGAGGGGCCAGCUGAUACCAACCAACUAGCCUGUACCUGGAUUUGACUUGAAUUUUUAAAAUGUGUGUUGUUUCAAAAAAAAAGUUUGCAAAUUUUGUACGUGGGAUCUUGCACUGUUCAUUUCCACUGGGGUGAAUCUUCACACUAAAAUCACAAGCAGAGCUCCUGGGAAAAGAGACUGGAAGUGGUUCAGGAUAAAGAGAUCUAUGGUGCACAGAGCUCUUAUGUCACAGAGCUCUAGAAGCAGCUGGACUUGAAUCCACAGUGGCCUGUGUAAAUUUGCGAAUUUCGUGGUUUCUGGAAAAAGCUGCAUUGGGGUGGGGAGACCCAGUUUGCCUCAUGGGCAGAGGGUUCUUCCAGGAAGCAUGGAAAAUGGAAUGUUUCUAUGCUUUACAACGCGGGGAGAGAGGGGAGAUGUAGGCAGGACCUUUUGGAAGGAUGUUUAUUCCCUGUGGUUAAAGAAAUGCCCGGAAUUUCUAACACGUGAAGCACUUGGGGGCUGCAGGCCAUGGCACGGUGCUGCAUCCUUCUACUGCUCCCUCCAGGUCUGGGGGCUUUUAUCCACCUUGAAUUCCUAUCCUCCUCUUUGUAGUUGUCUGUCUCACUGAUAACAGCUCCAGGAAAAAAGACAAGGCUCCUCCUCUGACCCUUCCUGUUGAUGUUUAUGAAAUCUCAAAGAGAUGAGCCACCUUGGCUUCCAAUAUGGCAAGAGGGUGCUGGGAGAAGGUGAAGAUCAGUCUAAGCUGCCGUGGGGAUGAGACCUUCUCAUUUAACUCUUGAUGGCAUUUCCCUUCUGGCUGAAGAUUUGAAAUAUCAGAAUUGUGCUCUUGAUGGCUGGGAAUUUAGAAAUUUAGGAGUUAUUUCAUUUUCAUUCUAAGAAUGAUGGGAGAGAAAUGUCCAAAAGAGAUCUGCUGGUCGGCUGAGAAUUUCAAACAAAAAAAAAAUCAUCUCUGUGUGUGUGUUGGAUAAAGUCUACAGAUUGACUAACAUGCAUUAGCAAAUGGAACAUCAGUAGGUAGCAACAUGAUGAUUUAUGUAACUGAUAGCUUCUGUCCUUAUUAGUACACUUAACAUUUGAGACUAGUAUUUAUUGAUCCAGGCAAAUUAAUUAAUCAUGCUUGGGCUUACUUUUUCAGUUUGUAAGGUUAAUCACAUGUGCAUGCGUGCGUGUGUAUAUAAAUGCCUUUUCCAUGUCUUAAAUGUCCCUGAUGAGGAGAGCAGUCAUCAAUUAAAUAUAUAAGCUCUUAAAAUGAGAAUGGGGGUGUCAGACCCAGUAUACUUAAUUGCUGAUGACUGUUAUCCAGUUUACAACUUUACCAUCGAUGUACACACUUGAUAUUUGUGCAGUAAAUAGACCUUACCUAUAAAAAUUUUAUUGAUGUUUAUGAUCAUGUUAGCUAUCAGAGGGCUAUUGGAAGAGUGAUAGCUGAGGUGUUUUUAACCACUUUUUCUCUCCUAGAUUCGUUUUCAUUAUUUAUGCUAGGAUUUUCCUAUGGUUGACAUUUGAUGACAGGAAGCAAUCAUGACUCUUCGAGUGAGCUCACAGAAACCUUUCAUGUCGUCUGUUUCCAAAACGAAUUCAAUAAACAACAUUUUGUCCUUGC
This is a messenger RNA of Macaca mulatta (Rhesus monkey), 6191 nucleotides long. It is a transcript of the gene PRR5L, whose product is annotated as proline rich 5 like. Lineage: Eukaryota; Metazoa; Chordata; Mammalia; Primates; Cercopithecidae. Gene Ontology annotation, cellular component: TORC2 complex. Gene Ontology annotation, biological process: TORC2 signaling. The record is from RefSeq and is a predicted model, not a curated record.